Messenger RNA from Suricata suricatta (meerkat), 1334 nucleotides. RefSeq names its product solute carrier family 35 member B1 (gene SLC35B1). The transcript is spliced from 9 exons. The coding region runs from base 60 to 1136 and encodes 358 amino acids. Gene Ontology annotation, molecular function: UDP-galactose transmembrane transporter activity; UDP-glucose transmembrane transporter activity. Gene Ontology annotation, biological process: UDP-galactose transmembrane transport. NCBI's taxonomy places the organism in Eukaryota, Metazoa, Chordata, Mammalia, Carnivora, Herpestidae. Gene Ontology annotation, cellular component: endoplasmic reticulum membrane; Golgi membrane. The record is from RefSeq and is a predicted model, not a curated record.
ACCGGCAGCUCCGGCGGUGGCUGCUGGGGCCUGCUGAGCCGCGGUCGCAUGCAGCUCCUAUGAGGCCCCUGUCGCCGGUCGGCGAUGUCCGGCUGGAGUUGUCUCCGUCGCCGCCGCUGCCGCUGCCGGCUGUGAGCGGGUCUCCGGUCGGGUCGUCCGGGCGUCUCAUGGCCGCUAGCAGCUCCCUGGUGCCCGACCGGCUGCGCCUGCCGCUCUGCUUCCUCGGCGUCUUUGUCUGCUAUUUCUACUAUGGGAUCCUGCAGGAAAAGAUAACAAGAGGAAAGUAUGGGGAGGGAACCAAACAGGAGACAUUCACUUUUGCCUUAACUUUGGUCUUCAUCCAGUGUGUGAUCAACGCCGUGUUUGCCAAGAUCUUGAUCCAGUUUUUUGACACUGCCCGUGUGGAUCGCACUCGGAGCUGGCUCUAUGCCGCCUGUUCUGUCUCCUAUCUGGGCGCCAUGGUCUCCAGCAACUCAGCGCUACAGUUUGUCAACUAUCCGACUCAGGUCCUUGGUAAAUCCUGCAAGCCAAUCCCAGUCAUGCUCCUUGGAGUUACCCUCUUGAAGAAGAAGUACCCGAUGGCCAAGUACCUGUGUGUGUUGCUAAUUGUGGCUGGAGUGGCCCUUUUCAUGUACAAACCCAAGAAAGUAGUUGGGAUAGAAGAACACACAGUUGGCUACGGAGAGCUGCUUCUGUUACUGUCUCUGACCCUGGAUGGACUGACAGGUGUCUCCCAGGACCACAUGCGGGCUCAUUACCAAACGGGCUCCAACCACAUGAUGUUGAACAUCAACCUCUGGUCGACCCUGCUGCUGGGAGCUGGAAUCCUGUUCACGGGGGAGCUCUGGGAGUUCCUGAGCUUUGCCGAGAGAUACCCUACCAUCAUCUACAACAUCCUGCUCUUUGGUCUGACCAGCGCCCUGGGUCAGAGCUUCAUCUUCAUGACGGUUGUGUAUUUUGGCCCCCUGACCUGCUCCAUCAUCACUACAACUCGGAAGUUCUUCACCAUCCUGGCCUCUGUGAUCCUCUUCGCCAACCCCAUCAGCCCCCUGCAGUGGGUGGGCACCGUGCUGGUGUUCUUGGGUCUCGGUCUUGAUGCCAAGUUUGGGAAAGGCACCAAGAAGACGUCCCACUAGGAACAGAGAGACUACCUCCACUUCAAGAGUAUUUAAGUUAUUAUCUCAACUACGGACAUCUCUUGGGCAAACGGGCACAAUAGGGAAAAACGACUGAGUUCCAGUCUGGGGUUUUUUUGUUUUGUUUUGUUUUCGGUUUUUUAAGAAAAGGAAGCCAAAUCAUGUAUUCUGAAAAAAAGCACUUGGAUUUUAACAAGA